Messenger RNA from Rosa rugosa (rugosa rose), 816 nucleotides. RefSeq lists its product as uncharacterized. Gene Ontology annotation, molecular function: RNA-DNA hybrid ribonuclease activity; nucleic acid binding. The coding region runs from base 1 to 816 and encodes 271 amino acids. The transcript has a single exon. NCBI's taxonomy places the organism in Eukaryota, Viridiplantae, Streptophyta, Magnoliopsida, Rosales, Rosaceae. The record is from RefSeq and is a predicted model, not a curated record.
AUGGAGGAUGUAGUUCAUUUGUUCUGCAAAUGCCAGGUUGCGUCCACCAUACUCUCGAAUCCUCCUUUUAAUCUACAUGAUACUAUUUUACCAUCCCUUAAUUUCAAGGAAUGGAUGUUGGAAAGGGCUGUCACUCUGAGUCCGGACAGCUUUGCACGUUUAAUGAUGAUGAUUUGGGCUAUGUGGAAAAACAGAAACAACAUGUUGUGGUCUGGUAUACAACAAACAGCCCAAGAUAUGCUAUUAAGCAGCUUCUCCUGGCUUGAUGAGUUUCAGAAGGCUCAAGGAGGUGUGAAAAAACCUCAGGUGCUUUUACGUCCUAAGUGGAAACCUGAUGAGCAUGGUGCUCUUAAAUUGAACGUGGAUGCUGCGUUCUUAUCAUCAACAACUAAGGGAGGUGUUGGAGGCGUCUUACGGGAUGCCUCAGGAAGAUUUGUCGCAGCCUUUGCUAGUCCAGUUGGACAUGCUGCGUCUCCGAAGCAAUGUGAGCUCAUGGCCAUUCGGGCUGGUCUUGAUUUACUGGUCUCCCUCCAAGUGCAACAGGUGGUGGUGGAAAGUGAUAGCACAAUGGCCAUUGCCGAGGCUCUAUGUUCUGAUUACACACUAUUAGCUAAUGGAGGAUUAAUUGAUGACAUACGAUGUGCCAUGCAGAAAAUCCCAAGCAUCCGUCUUGAGUAUCAGCCACGAUCCUCCAAUAUGGUGGCACAUAGGCUUGCUGGCAUUGGGUUUGAAACUGGUAACAGUUGUGUAUGGCUAGGUCUAGCACCUGCUUGUAUUCGUGAUGUUCUCAAUCACGAUUAUCAGUACCUCCAUUGA